Wickerhamiella sorbophila is the source of this 882-nucleotide messenger RNA. Its product is annotated as Thymidylate synthase. Gene Ontology annotation, cellular component: cytosol; mitochondrion. Gene Ontology annotation, molecular function: thymidylate synthase activity. NCBI's taxonomy places the organism in Eukaryota, Fungi, Ascomycota, Dipodascomycetes, Dipodascales, Trichomonascaceae. The record is from RefSeq and is a predicted model, not a curated record. Bases 1 to 882 code for a protein of 293 amino acids. The transcript has a single exon. Gene Ontology annotation, biological process: dTMP biosynthetic process.
AUGUCCGGAGAAAGAGCAUAUCUUGGUCUCUGUAAAAGCAUCAUUGAAAACGGCGAAUUCCGCGAAGACAGAACGGGAACAGGAACAUACAGCACUUUUGCUCCACCACAGCUUCGAUUUUCUCUUAAGGACAAUGCCUUCCCUCUUUUGACCACGAAACGCACGUUCUACCGCGGAGUUGUCGAGGAGCUAUUGUGGUUUGUAGCCGGAAAUACCAAUGCGAAAGACCUCAGCGACAAAGACAUUCACAUCUGGGAUGGCAAUGGAUCAAGAGAGUUUUUGGAUAAACGCGGACUUCACGAGAACCGCGAGGGUGAUCUGGGCCCGGUCUACGGAUUCCAAUGGCGUCAUUUCGGUGCGGGUUAUAAUGGCUGUGACGAGAACUACGAAGGUAAAGGUGUUGAUCAGCUGCGGCAGGUUAUCGAGCAAAUCAAAAGCAAUCCCUUUGACCGUCGCAUUCUUCUUACCGCCUGGAACCCUGCUGCAAUCGACAAAAUGGCUCUGCCGCCCUGCCAUAUUCUGUGCCAGUUCUAUGUGUCCAUGAGAGAUGGCAAAAAGAGCCUGUCGUGUCAGAUGUAUCAGCGCAGCUGCGAUAUGGGACUGGGGGUUCCUUUCAACAUUGCAUCCUACUCACUUCUUACGAUUAUGAUCGCCCACGUUUGCGGGAUCGAGCCUGGCGAGUUCAUUCAAGUGAUGGGAGAUGCCCACGUCUAUUCGAACCAUGUUGAUGCGCUUAAACAGCAGAUCGAGCGUACUCCUGGCGAGUUCCCGAAGCUGUUCAUCAAGCGCAAUGUCACCGAUAUCGAUGACUUCAAGUUCGACGACUUUGAUCUCCAAGGCUAUCGACCUCAGGGGAAGAUUGAGAUGAAAAUGGCGGUAUAG